Alosa sapidissima (American shad) is the source of this 1094-nucleotide messenger RNA. RefSeq names its product endonuclease V-like. Bases 99 to 881 code for a protein of 260 amino acids. Gene Ontology annotation, biological process: DNA repair. Gene Ontology annotation, molecular function: single-stranded RNA binding; RNA endonuclease activity producing 5'-phosphomonoesters, hydrolytic mechanism. Lineage: Eukaryota; Metazoa; Chordata; Actinopteri; Clupeiformes; Clupeidae. Gene Ontology annotation, cellular component: nucleolus; cytoplasm. The record is from RefSeq and is a predicted model, not a curated record. The transcript has 9 exons.
UUACGUUGACUGUCAUAAUACGGAAGUGUGUAGCUGGACAUGAGUCUAUUCGGUCUUGUCAUGUGUUUAUCUGUUGAAUAUUAAAUUCCUAGUCUACAAUGUCAGUUAAGCCCGAGGAGGAGCUGGUGAAGGAAUGGGAAAGGGAGCAGGCGGAGCUGAAGCAGCGUCUCCAGGUCGGGGACACUGAGGACUGGCAGACGAGCCCCUGCUUCACUGGACUGGAGCGAGUCGGAGGAGUGGACCUGUCCUUCAUCAAAGGGGACGACAUCAAUGCCUGUGCACAACUGGUCGUGCUCAGCUACCCAGACAUGAAGCUGCUCUACCAGGACAGUCAGAUGGUGGCGCUGGACGCCCCAUACGUGGCCGGCUUCCUGGCCUUCCGGGAGACGCCCUCGCUGCUCCACGCCCUGCGGAGGCUGCAGGAGGCCCAGCCCAGUCUGAUGCCACAGGUGGUGUUUGUUGAUGGGAACGGACUCUUCCAUUACCGAGAGUUUGGCUUGGCCUGUCACCUGGGGGUGCUGUCAGGUUUGCCCUGCAUCGGAGUGGCCAAGAACCUGCUGCAGGUCCAGGGGGUGGUCCGGGAUGAGCAGCACCUCUCUCAGAUCAAUGCACUGCAGAAAGGAGGAGACACAUUCCCCCUGACCUCCCAAUCAGGGAGAGAGCUGGGAAAGGCCCUGCGCAGCUCCGACUCCAGCACCAAACCCGUGUAUGUGUCGGUGGGCCACCGCAUCAGUCUGGACGCGGCUGUACGCCUCACUCAUGCCUGCUGCCGCUACCGCGUGCCAGAGCCCAUCAGACAGGCUGACAUGCUCUCCAGGGAGUACCUGCGCAAACACUUCCCCUCGGCAGACCUGCAGACUCAGGAUGGAGGACAGCGGUGACCUUGGGGGAGGAAUCCGCCAAAGAUACCAUUGACAGCAACACGAGGCCCAGUGGAGCAGUCUGUACACCAUGCCAACUGUAACAGGGGGUGUUUGUGUGUGUGUGUGUGUGUGUCCGCAUUGGACGAUGAUUUCACCACCUCUACAAUCAUCUGAACAGUAUAGAAUUGUUUUUAUAUUUUAAAUAUAUAAAUGUGUGCACCAGAAUUUAUU